Molecule: messenger RNA, 354 nt
Organism: Rangifer tarandus platyrhynchus (Svalbard reindeer)
Lineage: Eukaryota; Metazoa; Chordata; Mammalia; Artiodactyla; Cervidae
Source: the annotation of a GenBank genome assembly
AUGAUGCAGGCUGAGGACACAGCAGGGACACACAUCCACGACUCCAGAAACUCAGGUUCUAAGAACUGCUUGGGUCUGAUUACAAGGCAGGAUUUUCCCCCAAAAUGUUAUCCUUCAGAAGUGAGGUCAUCCCUUUGCAUUUGGGUUGUUACAGGUCUCAUAACGUGGAGGCUCACUCAGUUCUGUAGAGCAGCAAAGUACUGCUUGAGGAAGACACAUUUACCUAAAACAGCCCUAAUUGGUACCCUGGUGGAACUUGCGGAGGAGGGGGGGUCAAAGAACCAAGAAGAUGUAAUCAUUAUCCCUGGGGGUGUGGCCUAUGACACAGGUCUCUGGACACAUGAGGGGAGGUAA